AUGCCCUAAAUGUAAAUGUGUGUGUGUGUGUUUCUAUGUGUGUGCGUGUGUCCCAGGUCUAAGGGGCAUGAGGUGGACCCCCUGGUGAGGCAGUACCUGGACCACAUGGGGCUGGACCCCCCUCGGACCCCCCUCCACCUCCAGACCCCCCCGCUGGAUCCCUACUCUUACAGACAGUACCGUCUCCCCGCUGAGGAGGAGCGUUCUCUCAACACCCUGGACGAAAGCAGCAGAGUCUUCCUCCCAUCCUCCUCCUCCUCUUCAUCCUCCUCCUCUUCCUCUCCUGGGGGCGUCGACCAGGACCACCAACUCCUCCAAGACCUCCUCUCCCUCUUCCUCUCCUCCUCCUCCUCCUCCCCAUCCCUCCCCCCUGGCUCCUCCCUCCUGCAGGAGCUGGGCUUCCCCCUCGACUAUGGCCAGGACUACGUUACCCAGCAUGCAGCAGCCAGACGCCCCAAUCAGAAGCAGGCAGAGGAGCAGCGGGGGGGCGGGGCCCAGCAGGGGGGCGGGGCCCAGAGGAAGGACUACGACUCCAUGGCGGGGAUGAUGGAUGACCGCUCCAUGAAGAACCUGGCUCUCCUCAUGGAGCACUACGGGGCCAGCAUGAAGGACUUCCAGAGCCAGGAGACAGAGCCCUCUUCCUCCUCCUCCUCCUCCUCUCAGCAUCUUCCUAAAGGUCCAGCUCUGAACGCCACGGCCCCUAAAAAGAUGACUACCUCUGCCUCCCUUCAGAUGGGGGAGAGCUCCAUGUCCCACACUCCCCGGGAGAAGACCCCCAACAAGGACUUAGUGCCCGGCUCCGCCCCCUCGCAGCCCGCCCACUCUGAGACCCAGGAGGACACGCCCCCCAGUGGCUCGGCCAAUCAGGAGAGAGAGGGAGACAAGAAGGCCAAAACCGCAGAGACGUACGGCUACAUCGUGACCAAUCAGAGCCUCAGGCUUCAGGACGGGGUUCUCUUGCUGGGCCGUCUAGCGGAGAGGAUUGACCUCUCCCCCGGCGCCCUCGUCAACAUCAGUGUGGUCGGACCAGCGAUGACCUUCAGAGUCCGGCCCAACGCCCAGAACCUCAGCGCUGAAGACGUCUCCGGGAAAGCAGUCGCUGAGAAGAGCUUCCUGGAGUCGGGCACCGGGCUGGAGAUCCUACAGGCCGGCGUCGGAGAGAAGCAGGAGGGUCCGGCUCCCCUCCAGGCCCAGCGGCUCCCGCCCGGAGGGUCCCGCUGGGGGUUUGGGAUCCUGGUGGUCACCAGCUGCGUGGGGGCGGUCCUCGCGGCUGCCAUGACGAUCACCUGUCUGAGACGCCACGCCCACCGGCUCGCCGCCAGGAAGCUGGGGCUCGGACCGGAGGGGGGGUCCUUCACCCACCAGGAGUACCAGGACCUGUGCCGGCAGCACAUGGCCUCCAGGGGGGCCUUUGGGCGCCUGGAGGCGGCGGCUCUGGGGGCGGCGGCGGGCCCCGGGGGCGGCGGUGCCGGGCGGGGCCCCGGGGUCGGGGUCGGGGCCACGGCGGGGGUCGGGGGCGGGGCCGACGGGUCGCGGGUCAGCAGCGUGUCGUCCCAGUUCAGCGAGGGGGCGGCGCCCAGCCCGGGCUCCCACAGCUCCACCCCCUCCUGGUGCGAGGAGCCGGCGCAGGCCAACAUGGACAUCUCUACUGGUCACAUGGUCCUGGCCUACAUGGAGGACCACCUGAGGAACAAGGACCGCCUCCUGCAGGAGUGGGAGGCGCUCUGCUCCUACCAGGCGGAGCCUAGUGCCGUCAGCUCCGCCCACAGCCCCGCCCAUCUCAAGAAGAACCGCAGCCCUGACUUUGUGCCCUAUGACCACUCCAGGGUGAAGCUCCGGGCUGAGGUCAACCCCUCCCGGGACGACUACAUCAAUGCCAGCACCAUAAUCGAGCACGACCCCCGGAUGCCGGCCUACAUUGCGACGCAGGGGCCACUGUCUCACACCAUCUCUGACUUCUGGCAGAUGGUGUGGGAGAACGGCUGUACAGUCAUCGUGAUGUUGACUGCUCUGGUGGAGGACGGAGAGAAGCAGUGUGACCGCUACUGGCCCGACGAAGGCUCGUCCCUCUACCACAUCUACGAGGUGAACCUCGUGUCGGAGCACAUCUGGUGUAACGACUUCCUGGUACGGAGCUUCUACCUGAAGAACGUCCAGACGCAGGAGACCCGGACCCUGACCCAGUUCCACUUCCUGAGCUGGCCCACCGCCGGGAUCCCCAGUGCCACGCGGCCCCUGCUGGACUUCAGGAGGAAGGUGAAUAAAUGCUACAGAGGAAGAUCCUGUCCCAUCAUCGUCCACUGCAGCGACGGGACUGGGCGUUCUGGGACAUACAUCCUGAUUGACAUGGUCCUGAACCGCAUGGCCAAAGGCGGUAAGGAGAUCGACAUUGCGGCGACUCUGGAGCACGUCAGAGACCAGAGGCCGGGGAUGGUGAGGACCAAGGACCAGUUUGAGUUUGCGCUGACGGCUGUGGCGGAGGAGGUCAACGCCAUCUUGAAGGCCCUCCCCCAGUGAGGCCUGGAGCCCCGCCCCCUCACGCCUGCUCCGCCCUCGACACCGCCCCCUGACCCCGCCCCCUGACCCCGCCCGCCCUUGUGGGCGUCACCCACACAUCCGGACCCCCAGCGACAGCCCCCCCCUGGUGUCGUCCUGUACGAUGGUUAUGUCCAAGAUGAUGUUGUUGUGUUUGACAUCUUGUUUCUCUCUCUCUGUGUCUCUCUCUCUCUCUCUGUGUCUCUCUCUCUCUCUCUCUCUCUCUCUCUCUCUCUCUCUCUCUCUCUCUCUCUCUCUCUCUCUCUCUCUCUCUCUCUCUCUCUCUCUCUCUCUCUCUCUCUCUCUCUCUCUCUCUCUGUCUCUCUCCUCUCUUUGUCUCUCUCUCUCUCUCUCUUUGUCUCUCUCUGUCUCUCUCUCUGUCUGUCUCGUCCCUCCGUUAAGCAAGCUGGGUUUACAUCUUCCUGACGCAGUGGGUAUGAAAAAUACGCUGAUUAAUGAAUUAAAGGGGACUUAAAUUGAAAAAGUCUAAACUAAUUACAGUUAAUCUACUAAUUAAUUCAUUAAAAGAAACCUGGAUUUAAAAGGUCUAAGAUAAUUACAGUUCAUCUGCUAAUUAAUUAAUUAAACAGGAUUUCAAUUGAAAACGUGAAGAGGAUUAUGUUAAUAUUAACUGGUCUGAAUUCAGCCUUCAGCUUGACGGUUUAGUGAUGGUUUUGCUUUGAAUCCUGGGAAAAAACAGUUAUAAUAUAGUCAUCUGUGAUCCUCUGAAUCUCGUCCAUAACCCAGCUGUAAUGGGUCUGAACCAGUAUAAACCUUCCUGCUCUAGUCUUCAUGUGUUUAAAUGUUAAGUGAAAUGACGAGGGAGAACGUGAUUAUGUUCAGAUAAACGUAAGACCAACUGUCGCCAUCUCCCUUGAACCUUCCUCCUAAAAAAGCCUGAAGCCUUCUCUGUGCUGCUCAGAUAGUCGUUUGUUUCUCUAUUUUUGUUGUCAUGCAAAUCAGAAAAAUAAUAAAAAAAUAUCUAUAUUGCUA
Gadus macrocephalus (Pacific cod) is the source of this 3528-nucleotide messenger RNA. Its product is annotated as receptor-type tyrosine-protein phosphatase-like N. The record is from RefSeq and is a predicted model, not a curated record. Lineage: Eukaryota; Metazoa; Chordata; Actinopteri; Gadiformes; Gadidae. Gene Ontology annotation, biological process: protein dephosphorylation. The transcript is spliced from 19 exons. Gene Ontology annotation, molecular function: protein tyrosine phosphatase activity. The coding region runs from base 16 to 2517 and encodes 833 amino acids. Gene Ontology annotation, cellular component: secretory granule.